Molecule: messenger RNA, 4478 nt
Organism: Myotis lucifugus (little brown bat)
Lineage: Eukaryota; Metazoa; Chordata; Mammalia; Chiroptera; Vespertilionidae
Gene: HIPK2
Product: homeodomain interacting protein kinase 2
Exons: 12
Coding region: 3-3386 (1127 amino acids)
Biological process (GO): peptidyl-serine phosphorylation; peptidyl-threonine phosphorylation; intrinsic apoptotic signaling pathway in response to DNA damage by p53 class mediator
Cellular component (GO): PML body; nucleus; cytoplasm
Molecular function (GO): transcription corepressor activity; transcription coactivator activity; protein tyrosine kinase activity
Source: RefSeq, a predicted model, not a curated record
GUAUGGCCUCACAUGUGCAAGUUUUCUCCCCUCACACCCUUCAAUCAAGUGCCUUCUGUAGUGUGAAGAAAUUGAAAGUAGAGCCGAGUUCCAACUGGGACAUGACUGGGUACGGCUCCCACAGCAAAGUGUAUAGCCAGAGCAAGAACGUGCCACCUUCUCAGCCAGCCACCACAACCGUCAGCACCUCCUUGCCCAUCCCGAACCCAAGCCUACCUUACGAGCAGACCAUCAUCUUCCCAGGAAGCACCGGGCACAUAGUGGUCACAUCAGCAAGCAGCACUUCUGUCACUGGGCAAGUCCUCGGCGGACCACAUAACCUAAUGCGUCGAAGCACUGUGAGCCUCCUUGAUACCUACCAAAAAUGCGGACUCAAGCGUAAGAGUGAGGAGAUUGAGAACACAAGCAGCGUGCAGAUCAUCGAAGAGCAUCCACCCAUGAUUCAGAAUAAUGCCAGCGGGGCCACUGUAGCCACUGCCACCACUUCGACUGCCACCUCCAAAAACAGUGGCUCCAACAGUGAAGGCGACUAUCAGCUGGUCCAGCAUGAGGUGCUGUGCUCCAUGACCAACACGUACGAAGUUUUAGAGUUCCUGGGCCGAGGGACGUUUGGGCAAGUGGUCAAGUGCUGGAAACGGGGCACCAAUGAAAUUGUGGCCAUCAAGAUCCUGAAGAACCACCCAUCCUAUGCCCGGCAAGGUCAGAUCGAAGUGAGCAUCCUGGCCCGCCUGAGCACAGAGAGUGCCGACGACUACAACUUUGUCCGGGCCUACGAGUGCUUCCAGCACAAGAAUCACACGUGCUUGGUCUUUGAGAUGCUGGAGCAGAACCUCUAUGACUUUCUGAAGCAGAACAAGUUUAGUCCCUUGCCCCUCAAGUACAUUCGCCCAGUCCUCCAGCAGGUGGCCACGGCCCUGAUGAAGCUAAAGAGCCUGGGUCUUAUCCAUGCAGACCUCAAACCGGAAAACAUCAUGCUGGUGGAUCCGUCCAGACAGCCAUACCGCGUGAAGGUCAUCGACUUUGGGUCAGCCAGUCACGUGUCCAAGGCCGUGUGUUCCACCUACUUGCAGUCCAGAUACUACAGGGCCCCUGAGAUCAUCCUUGGUUUACCAUUCUGUGAGGCGAUUGACAUGUGGUCCCUGGGCUGCGUCAUCGCGGAGCUGUUCCUGGGCUGGCCGCUCUACCCAGGCGCCUCGGAGUACGACCAGAUUCGGUAUAUUUCACAAACACAGGGUUUGCCAGCUGAAUAUUUAUUAAGCGCAGGGACAAAGACAACUAGGUUUUUCAACCGUGACACGGACUCGCCGUAUCCUUUGUGGAGGCUGAAGACACCAGAUGACCAUGAAGCAGAGACGGGGAUUAAGUCAAAAGAAGCAAGAAAGUACAUUUUCAACUGUUUAGACGACAUGGCCCAGGUGAACAUGACCACAGACUUGGAAGGGAGUGACAUGCUGGUGGAAAAGGCAGACCGGCGGGAGUUCAUCGACCUGUUAAAGAAGAUGCUGACCAUCGAUGCUGAUAAGAGAAUCACUCCGAUCGAAACCCUGAACCACCCCUUUGUCACCAUGACACACCUACUCGACUUUCCCCAUAGCACACACGUCAAAUCAUGUUUCCAGAACAUGGAGAUUUGCAAGCGUCGGGUGAAUAUGUAUGACACCGUGAACCAGAGCAAAACCCCUUUCAUCACUCACGUGGCCCCCAGCACAUCCACCAACCUGACCAUGACCUUCAACAACCAGCUGAACACUGUCCACAACCAGGCUCCCACCUCCACCAGUGCCACUAUUUCCUUAGCCAAUCCCGAGGUCUCCAUACUAAACUACCAAUCUGCACUCUACCAGCCCUCAGCGGCAUCCAUGGCUGCGGUGGCCCAGCGGAGCAUGCCCCUGCAGGCGGGAACAGCCCAGAUUUGUGCCCGGCCGGACCCCUUCCAGCAAGCUCUCAUCGUGUGUCCUCCCGGCUUCCAAGGGCUGCAGGCCUCUCCCUCGAAGCAUGCUGGCUAUUCCGUGCGAAUGGAAAAUGCUGUUCCCAUCGUCACUCAAGCCCCAGGAGCUCAGCCUCUUCAGAUCCAACCAGGUCUGCUUGCCCAGCAGGCCUGGCCCAGUGGGACCCAGCAGAUCCUGCUUCCCCCGGCGUGGCAGCAGCUGACUGGCGUGGCCACCCACACAUCAGUGCAGCAUGCGACUGUGAUUCCUGAGACCAUGGCAGGCACCCAGCAGUUGGCCGACUGGAGAAACGUCUCCACCUGUGAGGUGUCCUCCUCUCAGGCCCUCAGCUCCCCUCAGCGGUCCAAGCGCGUCAAGGAGAACACGCCGCCCCGCUGCGCCCUGGUGCACAGCAGCCCGGCCUGCAGCUCCUCUGUCACAUGCGGCUGGGGCGACGGCGCCUCCAGCACCACCAGGGAGAGGCAGCGGCAGACCAUUGUCAUUCCAGACACCCCCAGCCCCACGGUCAGCGUCAUCACCAUCAGCAGCGACACGGACGAGGAGGAGGAACAGAAGCACGCUCCCACCAGCACUGUCUCCAAGCAGAGGAAAAACGUCAUCAGCUGUGUCACGGUCCACGACUCUCCGUACUCCGACUCCUCCAGCAACACCAGCCCCUACUCCGUGCAGCACCGCACCGGGCACAACACCAAUGCCUUCGACACCAAGGGGAGCCUGGAGAGCCACUGCACGGGGAACCCCCGGACCAUCAUCGUGCCCCCCCUGAAGACCCAGGCCAGCGACGUGCUGGUGGAAUGUGACAGCCUGGUGCCAGGUAACUCAGGGCCCGGGCAGGCGACCUCGCUGGAGAUGGCCUUGCUCUCUGCUGCUGGCAGUUUUGUUCUGCCUCCCCCUCCUCACUUCCCCCUCCUCCUCUCCCGUGUGUCCAGCCCCCAGUGCAGCCCUCUCCUGGUGCUUCUCCUUGUCCAGGCUCAGCAGCACAUCACUGCAGACCGCACCGGGAGCCACCGCCGGCAGCAGGCCUACAUCACGCCCACGAUGGCCCAGGCUCCGUACUCCUUCCCGCACAACAGCCCCAGCCACGGCACUGUGCACCCCCACCUGGCCGCCGCCGCCGCUGCCCACCUCCCCACCCAGCCCCACCUCUACACCUACACGGCGCCCGCGGCCCUGGGCUCCACCGGCACCGUGGCCCACCUGGUGGCCUCCCAAGGCUCGGCACGCCACACCGUGCAGCACACUGCCUACCCGGCCAGCAUCGUCCACCAGGUCCCCGUGAGCAUGGGCCCCCGGGUCCUGCCCUCGCCCACCAUCCACCCGAGUCAGUAUCCAGCCCAGUUUGCCCACCAGACCUACAUCAGCGCCUCUCCAGCCUCCACCGUCUACACUGGAUACCCACUGAGCCCCGCCAAGGUCAACCAGUACCCGUACAUAUAGACACUGGGAGGGGGCACGGGCGAGGGCGGGAGCUGGGCGUCUGGCACUGAAGACGCCGCACAGCAGCAGUACAAGGGGCGGGGCGGGGACACUGCUGACACUUGAACUAGGAAGUGGGAGGACUGAGCAGAGAAGAGAACAUUUUUAAAAAGAAGGGAUUCAGGAGGGGAUCUAUGCUUUUUAUUUUAAAAAGAAAAAGAAAAAAAAGAAAACGUCGGUAACAAAAACACAGCUCAUGAACCCAUUCUGCACCAAACUGGAAAGGAGAAGAGAGAGCGAUGGAAGAUUCCGGAAGGGGGGCCAGUUUCUGAAGAACUUUGUCUAUGAACUUUUCAGAGGUUAUUUUCAUAUGGCAGCAAGUGACAUUUAAGAAUUUGCUGUCAGGGACACCUGAUAUGGAAAUCCAAUAGGUUUUUCAUGGUUGAACAUGAGGAUUAGGGAUUUUUCCAGAACUCUGAAGGGUCAACAGCCCUAGAGGUCAGGCCGCUGUGGCCUGAUGUGGGGGGUUGGGCUGUUCAGGCUCCUUGGGGGGAAGGGGGUGGCCAGGCCCAGGAAGCCCUCCCCGAGGGCACGUGUUCUCUUUCUGAGCACUCUGGAUAAAUCCCUAAGGAAGUUACUCCUCAAAUGUCAUUCAUAAUGUUUGUUCCAAACUUUAGUUUUUUCUUUCUGAAGAUUUAUUUUCUCUUUGAAUCAAUCCCUAGUCGCAUAGCAGGGCUGGCGGGCGUUGCCGACACCCGGUGGAAUGUAGCAUUCUGCACCCGUUUCUGCUUUGUGUUCAUCUCCCGUGAUACCAAGAGACUGUCCUCAGUGUAACUGCACACAGUGAUAGGGCACAGGCAUGUAACCAACGCGGUGGCGUGGCCCAGGCGUGAGCGAGCGCCUGUGCGUCCUGGGCGCGGCCGGGCUCCCUCCUGACUUGACAUCAUUCCCUCCUAGUGCCUUACGGAACCGGAGCGCGAGGGUUUCCUUCCACGGUCCUCCAAGCCGCUGGCGGGCGAGUCGGAGCAUCUCGGCACUUUUGUGCUGUUGAAACAUUUUACUCUGGUCUUUCCUCUUUUUGUUUUUAAAUUUUAAUUUAAUCUAAUUUUAGUA